AAUUAUAAUCACCUAAAAAGGAAGGCCAGCAAUUUGAGAGGAAAGGCAGAAGCUUUGAAGAGUAGUGAAGAUGAGAAUGAUGAAACUAGUUACAUUACCUUGUCCAACAUACCUAUAUAUACCACCCCAUAUCCACAAAAUCCAAGCUUCUUCGAGUGUGCAGAAAUCAAGAAGAGCUUUUUCUCUGUCUACACUUGCUCUUAUUUUCUCUAAUGGAGCUACUAGUUCAAUUUCUUGGGCAAAUACUCAAGUUCCAAAGUUCUUGGAGCUGCCAAAUUCAGGUGGUGUCAAGGCAUUGGACCUUCGUAUUGGUGAUGGAGAAACCCCUCUUGAUGGUGAUGUGGUUGCAAUUCAUUAUUAUGGGAGACUUGCGGCAAAGCAAGGAUGGCGCUUUGACUCAACGUAUGAUCACAAGGAUGAAACUGGCGAACCAAUUCCUUUCUCGUUCGUCCUUGGUUCGGGCAAAGUUAUAUCAGGGAUUGAAACUGCUGUGAGAUCGAUGAAAGUAGGCGGCCUUCGCCGGGUUAUUAUCCCACCAUCUCAAGGAUAUCAGAAUACAUCCCAAGAACCCCUGCCACCUAAUUAUUUUGAUCGGCAAAGGCUUUUUACUACCAUUUUCAACCCCACCCGUCUUGCAAAUGGAGAAGGUGCGACCCUGGGAACAGUCAUAUUUGAUAUUGAAUUGGUCAGCCUGAGGCAUCUCUGAUCUCGAUCAUUUAGCAGCCAAUUUUCUCCUCUUUACUGGAGUAUGCAAUAAUUGUUGUCCGUUCGAGGAUGAUGGAAGAUGAAAUAGUUUCUAGCUAAUGUUUGUGGGCAUUGAAGAAGCCUCAGUGACGAGUUUAGUCCUAUGAUAUGCCAAAUUGCCAUAUAAACAAAGGCAAAGGGGAGAGCGGUUGAGGGAGUGUUUUGAACUCUGGACAAAAGAGUACAUGUAUAUGUGUUUUAUUUGUUUUGAUACUUACUAUUAAUCAUGUAUUUAGAUAUAGUAUAGUAUUUAUUAUGGAAUACUUAUUAAAUUCUAAUAAAUAUUUAAAUAGAUCAUCUAUUCCGA
Messenger RNA from Capsicum annuum, 1051 nucleotides. Its product is annotated as peptidyl-prolyl cis-trans isomerase FKBP17-1, chloroplastic. Bases 71 to 706 code for a protein of 211 amino acids. The record is from RefSeq and is a predicted model, not a curated record. Lineage: Eukaryota; Viridiplantae; Streptophyta; Magnoliopsida; Solanales; Solanaceae. Gene Ontology annotation, molecular function: peptidyl-prolyl cis-trans isomerase activity. The transcript has 5 exons.